Messenger RNA from Xiphophorus couchianus (Monterrey platyfish), 2563 nucleotides. Its product is annotated as glutamate dehydrogenase, mitochondrial. The record is from RefSeq and is a predicted model, not a curated record. The transcript has 13 exons. Gene Ontology annotation, cellular component: mitochondrion. Gene Ontology annotation, biological process: L-glutamate catabolic process. NCBI's taxonomy places the organism in Eukaryota, Metazoa, Chordata, Actinopteri, Cyprinodontiformes, Poeciliidae. Bases 90 to 1715 code for a protein of 541 amino acids. Gene Ontology annotation, molecular function: L-glutamate dehydrogenase (NAD+) activity.
GGAAGGAGGAGCCGCCGCCGCCGCCGGGACAGACUCUCCGGUUCGGCGGCUCCAUUUCCUGGACCUCCUUCCACCAGCUCACCCGCAAAAUGUACCGCAACCUAGGAGAACUGCUGACCCGGGGAGCGGGUGGUCUCCUGGCCUCCGCCGCCGACUCGGCGCUGCCGGCGUCCGCCUCGCUGCUGCGGCGCCGCGGCUACAGCCAGGCCGCGGACCGGGGCGACGACCCCAACUUUUUCACCAUGGUGGAGGGCUUCUUCGACCGCGGAGCCGCGAUCGUGGAGGACAAGCUGGUGGAGGACCUGAGGACCCGGGAAACCCCGGAGCAGAAGCGGAAGAGAGUCAGCGGGAUCCUGCGGAUCAUCAAGCCGUGUAACCACGUCCUGAGCGUCUGCUUCCCGAUCCGGAGGGACAGCGGCGAGUGGGAGGUGAUCGAGGGCUACCGGGCUCAGCACAGCCAGCACCGGACGCCCUGCAAGGGAGGGAUCCGGUACAGCACCGAGGUGUCGGUGGACGAGGUCAAGGCUCUCGCCUCCCUGAUGACCUACAAGUGCGCCAUCGUGGAUGUUCCGUUUGGUGGAGCCAAAGCUGGAGUGAAGAUCAACACCAAGAACUACACGGACACUGAGCUGGAGAAAAUCACCAGGCGGUUCACCAUCGAGCUCGCCAAGAAGGGAUUCAUCGGGCCCGGAAUCGACGUUCCGGCUCCGGACAUGAGCACUGGGGAGCGGGAGAUGUCGUGGAUCGCCGAUACCUUUGCCACGACCACGGGACACAACGACAUCAACGCCCACGCCUGCGUGACGGGGAAGCCCAUCAGCCAGGGCGGGAUCCACGGCCGGAUCUCGGCGACGGGCCGCGGUGUUUUCCACGGCAUCGAGAACUUCAUCAACGACGCGUCCUUCAUGAACCGGGUCGGGCUGGCGCCGGGCGUCCGGGACAAGACCUUCGUCAUCCAGGGCUUCGGUAACGUGGGGCUCCACAGCAUGCGCUACCUGCACCGCUUCGGCGCCAGGUGUGUGGGCGUGGCCGAGAUGGACGGCAUCAUCUGGAACCCGCGCGGCAUCGACCCCAAGCAGCUGGAGGACUACAAGCUGGCCAACGGGACCAUCGUGGGGUUCCCGGACUCCACGCCGUACGAAGGCAGCCUGCUAGAGGCCGACUGCGACAUCCUGAUCCCCGCCGCCAGCGAGAAGCAGCUGACGCGGCGCAACGCGCACCGCGUCAAGGCCAAGAUCAUUGCAGAAGGAGCCAACGGGCCGACCACGCCUGAGGCGGAUCGGAUCUUCCUGGAGAGAGACAUUCUGGUGAUCCCGGACAUGUACCUGAACGCGGGGGGCGUCACCGUCUCGUACUUUGAGUGGCUGAAGAACCUGAACCAUGUGAGCUACGGCCGGCUCACCUUCAAGUACGAGAGGGAUUCGAACUACCACCUGCUGAUGUCCGUCCAGGAGAGUCUGGAGAGGAAAUUUGGGAAACUGAACGGCUCCAUUCCAGUCGUUCCCACAUCGGAGUUCCAGGCCCGGAUCUCCGGAGCAUCUGAGAAGGACAUCGUCCACUCGGGCCUGGCCUACACCAUGGAGCGCUCUGCCAGGCAAAUCAUGCAGACGGCCAGCCGGUACCAGCUGGGUCUGGACCUGCGGACGGCGGCGUACGUCAACGCCAUCGAGAAGAUCUUCAAGGUGUACCGUGAUUCUGGGCUCAUCUUCACAUAAGGUUCUGGUUCCGGUUCCGGUUCCAGACGCUACCCGCCUCCCUUGGCGCUCCUGCUGCUUCAUCGCUCCUCUUCCUCACAGCCCACUGGACCGCAGAGCCACCGCGCACUGAGGCCUUCAGACGGAUCAGAACCAUGUGGACCGGGCCGGAUCAAGGAACGCCCUGACUCCGACUACAGGUUGUUCUGAUGGACAGAACCAGGAAGUUCCUUCCAAAAUAAAAGCCCCCUGGCAGAAUGAAAGUUCUGCUGCAGUCAGAUGGACUGGGUCAGAACCACUGACUGGUUCUACUGGACCUCCACAUGGUUCUGGUCCCAUGUUUUCAUACACCUCGUUUACGUUUCUGUUACUUUAUCAACCCGGUUAAAGGUUCUGGUUCUGGUCGGGUUCUUGACUCCAGAUGGUUUUCUUUCCUCCAAUUUAAAUUCUGCUGCUUAGAUUCAACAAACCGACCCAAAACUCUCAGGCCCAGUUCUGGUACCAAUAUCAAAUCCAAAACCUCUUGAACCUUUCCAGUAGAGGACAGAACCCAACCAGAACCAGAACCGGGUUCCCAGCUGUCUGAUCAUGAAUGUGUUUUGACCAAAGAUCGCCCUGAAAAGCUGCAACAAAAUAUUUAACAAUUUAACAUAAAACUAGAUUUUAUUUUCAGAAUCGUCUGAAAACAGAUUUAUUUUUGUUUUGUAGAAAUAAUCAACUUUACCAAAGUGACUUUGCACAUUUCCCAGGGCCAGCCCAAGCCUUUUUGGGGCCCUGAGCAGAUCUUCUCUUGGGGCCCCAGACCAACAUGUCAACACCCAAACGUCAUCAUUUCUAGGCUACAUGGAGCCUUUAGCAUCAUUUAUAAC